Messenger RNA from Corylus avellana, 1478 nucleotides. Its product is annotated as triacylglycerol lipase OBL1-like. Gene Ontology annotation, molecular function: triacylglycerol lipase activity. Gene Ontology annotation, biological process: lipid metabolic process. The record is from RefSeq and is a predicted model, not a curated record. NCBI's taxonomy places the organism in Eukaryota, Viridiplantae, Streptophyta, Magnoliopsida, Fagales, Betulaceae.
CUUCAUUGCUUCUAAGCCAUGGGGCCUUGUGAGAGUGAUCAAUUCUGUGAUCAUUAUUUGCUUGAGUCAGAAAAUGCAAGUUUAUAUGAUCUUGUUCGCUUUCUGCUUUCCUCUACAUCAGAAACAAGUAGAUUCAUCCACCGCCGGAACAAGGAAAAGGAUGAUUUUUGGCGCCGAUGGUAUAUAUUCAACUCCCUCCUUGCUCAGAAACUCCUCCUUUACUGGGGAAAGCCCUUGGUUCAGGUGGGGCAUAUGCUGGAGCUGUGGCUGAAUCUUCUUUCACAAAACGGGGGAUUUCUCGUGCUCUUGUCAAAUCUCUUAAAAGGAAAUGUGGUGUGGCCGGAUAGGUCAUCGGCGACGUUCACGUCUGUGUUGGGAAAUCUUGAUCAGAGAGUGGAAUUAGACAAAAACAUUAGACCUGAAAACCCAAAAUACAACGCUUCCCUUGCUAUGAUGGCCUCCAAAUUGGCAUACGAAAAUGAAGCAUUCGUUCAAACCACAAUCAAAGAUCAAUGGAGAAUGGAAUACUUGGGGUUCUACAACUUUUGGAACGAUUACAUGGGAAAAGUUUCGACUCAAGCCAUGAUGUUCCAAGAUACAAGAGUUCAACCUAACCUGAUCGUGGUUGCAUUUAGGGGCACCAGCCCAUUCGAUCCAGUAGCAUGGCAGACAGACGUCGAUCUCUCGUGGUUUAAGCUCGAAGGCGUGGGUAAGAUUCAUGCUGGCUUUUUUAAAGCUCUGGGCCGGCAAAAGGGCAAAGGGUGGCCCAAAGAAAUACAAGAAGGAAGUAAGCAACCACAAUAUGCUUACUAUGUAAUCAGACAAAGGCUGAGAGAAAUAUUGGAAAAGAAUGAGAGUGCAAAAUUUAUAUUGACGGGGCACAGCUUGGGUGGAGCAUUGGCGAUUCUGUUUGUGACUGUUCUGGCAAUGCACGAGGAGGAAUUGUUGUUGAAUAGGCUGGAGGGGGUGUACACUUUUGGGCAGCCAAGGGUGGGAGACAAGCAACUCGGAGAUUAUAUGAAGGAGAAGUUGAAGGAGUAUAAUGUCAGGCAUUUGAGGUAUGUUUACUGCCAUGACAUGGUGCCUAGGAUCCCUUAUGAUGAUGAAGCUAAUCUCUUUUUUGAGCACUGGGGGCCUUGCAUCUACUACAAUAGCUUCUAUAAAGGGAAGGUUCGAUAUGAGGAGCCGAAUAAGAACUACUUCUCGCUAUUAUGGGCCAUACCAAAGUAUCUAAAUGCAGCUUGGGAGCUGAACCGGAGUUUCCUAAUCCCAUAUAUACUGGGUCCGGACUACGAAGAAAGUUGGUUAAUGAAAAUGAUUAGGGUGGUCGGAUUGGUAUUUCCUGGAUUAGCAGCACAUUGCCCUCAAGAUUAUGUUAAUGCUACUCGAUUGGGAUGCGGAUGCUAAGCUCUACAUCUCCAAAAUGACUAAAAUCCAAUUCAUCAAAGAGAUUCUAAACUUGACUAACCCGUUAUAUA